This is a messenger RNA of Nymphaea colorata (pocket water lily), 3816 nucleotides long. Its product is annotated as protein PUTATIVE RECOMBINATION INITIATION DEFECT 1. The transcript is spliced from 10 exons. Lineage: Eukaryota; Viridiplantae; Streptophyta; Magnoliopsida; Nymphaeales; Nymphaeaceae. Bases 1 to 3816 code for a protein of 1271 amino acids. Gene Ontology annotation, biological process: meiotic DNA double-strand break formation. The record is from RefSeq and is a predicted model, not a curated record.
AUGGGGGAAGAAGGGAGCGCGUGCAGCAGGGGUCAUCGCCCCUCCCUGGCCGUAAAGACGUCCGAAGGAGGGAGCAUCUGCCUGGUUUGUUUCUGCAACCUCAUCUCCUGCCCCAACUCUCCUUCCGUCCACGUCUCUUACGCUAUCUCCCAGAUUGCCCAAGCCCUCGGCGACCCCCUCUUCCUGCACGCCCUGCGCCAGUUCCACGCUCAUUUCCUCGUCGCCCCGCUUGUCGACUCUCUCUCCUUCCGAUCCGAUGAGGAGAUCGGUCGGCAGACGAUCGAGCUGAUCGCCGAUCUCUCCGCGGUCGAUGGAGCUGUCGCUCGUGAUUUUAUCGCGAGAAUCGCCGACCGGCUGAGUUCUGGCGAGUUAGGUUUGGGCCGUUGCCAUAUAUUCACGCUUCAUUGCUUUGGAAUGCUUCUGGAUCGCCACGCCGACGAAAAUCCCUCUAACUGCAUCAAAGUCAAGGAGGCUCUCGUAUCGAACCUUGUUGUUGGCCUUCAUCUGCCGAGUGAGGAGAUACGUGGAGAGAUCUUGUUUGUUCUUUAUAAGCUUUCAAUCCCACACUAUGCAGAUGAUGAUGAGCUUUUCUUCCGUUUCUGCCCCAGACUGUUGUAUUUAGCUGUGGAAGCCCUUCUCAAAACACAGAAUGACGUAGUCAGGAUUAACUCCUUAGCUCUGCUUACGGUACUGGCUCGCAAGGGACACUUCAAGGAUUCGUUUGAUGAUGACAAAAUGAGCAACAACGAGAAGUCUGACAACUUCACGCAGGCUGAGUGCUCAGCAGAGAGCUCCCUCCUCUCGUUGUUCGCCGACGCUGUCAAAGGCCCAUUGCUUUCUUCCGAUACCCAAGUUCAAAUACGAACCCUAGAUCUGAUAUUCCAUUCUCUCUCACCAGCAAUUGAUUUUUCCAGACAGAUAGGCGCCCUGCUUGAAAAAGACGUCGCCGACUACGUGUUUGAGAUUCUCAGGUUGGCAGCGGAUAAUGAUCCUCUUCUUCAAGCCUGCGUUCGAGUUCUUGGUCUUUUGGCAACGGCUGAACAAGCAUUCAGACAGAGGCUUGCUAUGGGAUUCACCACACUAGUUCGAGUCCUUCGAUACGUCGCGGAAAUUCCCUUCCAUCCUGCUCAAUCUCAAGUAUUGAGACUGGUGCUUACGGCCAUAUCCAACUCUCCUGGAGUUGUAUCAAGAUCUCAAGUAGAAGAACUGUCUACUAUCGCGACAGGAAUGUUCAAGAGGCACAGCAAUGGCCAAAUGGGCAUGCUACGAGAAACCUUCUGUACAUUGUGCUCUACCUUCGGGCUCCUUCUAGAAGCAUCGUCUUCUCGCGGGAUACCAAAUUUGCCAGCAUUGGUAGUGGAGGCACUGAGGCAUGCAGUCUUAUCUUCACUAAAUCUGCCUUCGAGGAGUGACGAUCAACUUCUAUAUGCUCUGCACUUUGUCAAGGAAUCGUAUUCAUAUUGGCUAAAAAAUCAUGAAGCUGAUCCAGACGUGAUGGAGAUGAGAGAGGGUCUUCUAGAAUUAUGUGAAAACCACAUCUUACCUAGUCUACAAAGGUUCGUAGAGGAAGUCGAAGAGCAGGACAUAGUGGUGGGAAUAUUGGAGAUAUUUCAUUUGGUGCUUCAACAACAUGAUAACCAAAGUGUAAAGUUUGCAGGUUCAUUAGCAACAUCAGCUUUGUUUCAUUUAGCAUUUGGAUGCUUGGGCCUCUAUCCAUCUGUACAGAUCAAAGAGCGCGUCUAUUUGUUGCUCGGGUUGGUUGCUGAGAGGCUUUUAGGAUGUGAGAAUGGAAAAUCUAUUUCCGAAACUGCCAUCGAUCUCCCAUCGGAUCCCUUGGAUCUACUAUUUCUUCUUGGCCAGAAGAGCUCAAAUGAUUCUAGCUUGAUUCGCUCUCAAUCUGCAGCCUUUUUGAUACUAUAUAUGAGCUCUUUAUAUAAUGCGCGAAUUGCAGACGACAAACAGAUUUUGGCCUCUCUGGAGCAAUAUCUUCUCGUUAAUAGUUUCAAUAUCUCAAACGGGUUGGCCGGUUCUUUAACAUUGACACAGUUGAUACAUUUAUAUAGUCUAUCCAGAGUUGCUGGAAAUGAAUAUCAAACUCCUUAUUGCAUUGAAGCAGAAAAGAUCCUGUUCCAGCUAAUGAAUAGAACGAACUGGGAUUUGUUUUUUCCUAGAAUACAUAAAGCAGCUAUUACAUGGUUGUUUCAGCAAGAUGGUCUUACUAUUCCCUUGUCACAGCAAUUGCUGAACUCAUGCAGGCGAUAUAAUAGAUUACAUGCUAUUGAUCGUGGGAGCAUAGAUGAGAUGUCGGAGGUUCAUAUUAUCGGAGAACUGGUAAAGUCAGGAGAUAAUUCUGCGGCAAGAUUGCUUGUCUUUCUGGUAAAGCGGCUGGUGGAAUUAAACCAAGAAGAUGAAGCUACUGCAGUAAUUGAUGUCAUGACAGCAAUCAUUAACAUGUUUCCCUUUGCUUCAAACCAGUUUCUUCUAAAUGGAAUUGGUGAUUCAAUCCACAAUGUGUACCAUGCAGCUGAUUUCUCACCAAGGAUCUUAUUAAGCUGUUCACUUCUGUUUUUCAAUCUUCUGCGCCCUGCAAAUCCUCAAUUACUUUCAGAUCAAACAGCCUGGCUUUCAAUAACAAUCAAGUUAAUAAGCUUUUUGGCACCUACACUAGCUAUUAACAAGUGCAACCACGAAGGGCACUUGAUUAUUAGUAUUCUUAGUCUGAUAUUAUACCAUUCGGAAAACCAGGCUUUGAAGGAGGCUUCAACAGCAAUUAUUUUUAAUUCCACCUUGGCUUCUUCGAUGCACGCAAUUGUACAGCACGCUUGUUCGAGAGGUCCUGCUUUAAUGGACCAUGAUGAAGAGACUAGUACAGGGAAAACUACGCUCCUUGUGCUUUUCAUGUGUUACUUCUCCUUAAGAAGGCUAGUCAUGAACACUCCAGACAGUUGUAGAUGGCAAGAUUACCUUCCGACAAUCAGCACCACCUCUGCACUCAAACUGCCAUGCAUAAAUUGCCAAGAUAUCUGCAGGCUGAUACACUUUGGUUCUUCUUCAAUGAAGCUUGUGGCGUCUCACUAUCUGUUGGAAUUGCUCAUUAAGAUUUCAGAGGAGAAGAGAAGCAACCCCCAUGAGAUCAAAUGCUCAGUUGAAUACUUGCAAUCUUUGAUCGCUCUGCUGCAAGGGCUUGUAUUUUACAGCGAUAUCAGAGUAGCAAUGAACUGUGCUCUAUGUCUUUCCAUGAUCCUAGGUUGGGAAAAUUUUGGUUGGCAUGAGAAACAAGCGAUUAACAAGGACAAAUGGUGCAGGGUCAUCAUGGAGGAACUAGCACUAUUAUUGGGAACCCCUAGUUUGGCAUCAAAGACGUUCACCAAUCAAUACAAACCAGCUGUUUACAUAGCGGCAGCUUUACUUAAGUCAGAACCGACGCCUAGGUGGAUAAAAUCAGUAUUUGAUAAUGCUUGCAUUUCAGUUAUAAUCAACAAUCUCUCUUCCAUUAAUAUAAGUGUUGAGAUUGUGCAGUUGUUUCGAGAACUAGCAAGGUCUGGAUAUCUGAACCAGGAGCAUAUCAACCGUCUUCACCAUGUGUUUCAGGCAUGCAGGCAGCAUGUUUACUUGGAGAUAAAGAAAAAAAGAUGUGCUGAAGAAAAAUUUGAGCAGGUGCUUGAUGUUCUUGAAAAUGCACCCAAUGUAACUAGAGUUCUCCAGAGUUUCAUGUUAGCUUCAAAUACCAUAGUCAAUAGUCAUCUAUCACAACAUCAAAAGUUGCUAGAAGAAAUCGAAGGGUUUAUCCGAGAACUGAAUAAUGAAAUAAGUUGA